Amyelois transitella is the source of this 4460-nucleotide messenger RNA. Its product is annotated as rho GTPase-activating protein 4. Bases 341 to 3157 code for a protein of 938 amino acids. The transcript is spliced from 11 exons. The record is from RefSeq and is a predicted model, not a curated record. Gene Ontology annotation, cellular component: cytoplasm. Lineage: Eukaryota; Metazoa; Arthropoda; Insecta; Lepidoptera; Pyralidae. Gene Ontology annotation, biological process: negative regulation of cell migration; signal transduction.
UGGCAUUUCAGUUGGUAUUGUUUUGUUGUUGUUGAACGUACGGUAUCGGCUCGCAAGCAAACGUUUGGCCGUUAUUUAAUCCCUUAAAAAAACCUUAUGUGAUUUCUAAGUGAUUACCUCUCAGCGGGUCUCUAAAUUCGAUCGGUGUUUCGGAGAAUGCAAUAGAAUCUAACAGUACGCUCGACAGUCUAGUGUUAUUUUUAUCACGAUCACAUCGAAGAAUGCUAUAUUUGAAUCGGCAGAAACAAGGAAUUGAAUUCAGUAAGCAAAGUCCACCGAUGGAAUCGUGCAAGUUUUGUGUUAGUUUAUACUGAGUAACUUGAGGUGCAGUGCCACAGCAAUGUCAGGUUCCGGCGCGACGACGCCGACGUCGGCGGAGGCGCCGGAGACCCCGGCCGCCGGAGCCGCCGCGCUCGACGACCGCGACUUGGAGCCCCGCACGCCGAUGAAGCGGUUAGGCUCAACCAGGAAACUUGCAGCUUUCACUAACAUCCGCAUGCAGCUGUGCGAGCAGAACCGCGUGCUGGAGGCGCGCGCGGAGGCCAGCGCGGGCGUGGCGGCCGAGCUGCACGACUACUGCCGGCGCCGCGCCGAGCUGGAGCACGAGUACGCGCGCGCGCUCGACAAGCUGGCGCGCGCCGCCGCGCAGCGCCACAAGGACCAGCGCCACAAGCGCGAGCACUGGCCGCUCGUGGGCGCCGCCGCGUGCUGGCAGCGCGCGCUGGACGGCACGCGCGAGCUGGCGCGCGAGCACGGCGCGCUGGCCGACCUGUACGGCGGCGUGCUGGCCGCGCGGCUGCAGCGCGCCGCCGACGACGUGCUGCGGCUGCACCGCAAGUGCCGCGACGUGGUGCUGGAGCGGCACGAGGAGCUGGCCGGCGCGCUGGCGGAGGCGGGCGCGGCGGGCAAGGCGUGCGCGGCCGCGGCGGCCGACUGGCGCGCCGCCGCCGCCAAGCUGCGGCACGCGCACGACCAGCGCGAGCGCCUCGCCGCCGCCGACCCGCCGCGACCCAAGAAGUUGAAGGCGCUCGACAAGGAGCUGGAGAAGCGGCGCGCGCGCCACGGCGAGGCCCGCGGGCGCGCGCUGCGAGCUCGCGCGGACUACGUGCUCAGCCUGGAGGCCGCCAACGCCACGCUGCAGCGGUACUACCUCGACGACAUCGCAGAGAUCAUGAUGUGCAUGGAGGUGGGUUUCGAGGCGGUGGUGUCGCGCGCGGUGCGGGCGGCGGCGGCGGCGGAGAGCGGCAGCGCGGCGGCGGCGGCGCGCGCGGCGGCCGCGCUGCUGGCGGCGGGCGAGCAGCUGGACGCGCUGGCGGAGCGGCGCCGCCUGCUGGACGCGCACGCCGCCGCCUUCGCGCCGCCCGCGCCCGUGCCCUACCUCGGCACGCCGCCCGAGCGCCUGGACGCCGAGCUGGCGGCCGCGCUGGCCGGCGCCGACCCGGACGCGGGCAGCGCGCGCGCCGCCGCUACCGACGAACUGCGCGCUAGGUUGACGCAGCUAGAAGCGGCCGCGCGUCAGCUUCGCGCAGAACUGCGAGAGAGCGCUAAAACUCUAGACGCGGCGGAGGAGGAGCUGGUGCGGCUGAUGGAGGGCCCGGCCAGCGCGUGGAGCGGCGCGCGCGCAGACGACGAGGCGCCGCGCCGCGACCAGGAGGACUACUACCUCGGCAAGUUCCGGGCCUACCUCGCGUGCGCCGGCCGCCUGGCUCGGGUCGAAGGCCGCGCGAGCGCGGCGCGCGCGCGCGUGCCGGGCGCGGCGCCCCCCCCGCCCCCCUCGCCGCCCGGCCGCCCGCGGCGCGGCUUCCAGGCGCCGCUGGGCGAGCGCCUGCCGCUGGUGCUGACGUCGUGCGUGCGCGUCAUCGCCACGUACGGCGCGCGCCACCAGGGCAUCUUCCGCGUGUCGGGCUCGCAGCUGGAGAUGCACGCGCUGCGCGCCGCCUUCGAGCGCGGCGCCGACCCGCUGGCGCGCGUGCGCGACGCGGCCGACAUCAACUCGGUGUGCGGGCUGCUGAAGCUGUUCCUGCGCUCGCUGCGGCCGCCGCUGCUGCCGCCGCCGCUGCAGCCGGCGCUGCUGCGCGCGGCCGCCGAGCGCGAGGACGCCGCGUUCGUGGCGGCGGCGCGCCGCGCGCUAGCCUCGCUGCCGCCGCCCGCCAUGCGCGUGCUGCGGUACCUGUUCGCCUUCCUCGCGCACCUCACGCAGUUCAGCGCGCAGAACAUGAUGGACGCGUGGAACCUGGCGAUCUGCCUCGGGCCCACGCUGCUGUCCGCCUGGGGCGAGGGCGGCGCGCAGGUCGCGGCGCAGAACCUCGCCAACGAGCUGGUGAAGCGGAUCAUCCUGCACCACCUGCUCAUCUUCCCGCAGGACGUGGCGCCACACACUCUGUUCGUCCCGCCGGAGCCGGACGCGGGCGAGGGGGCGGAGGCGGAGCGGGACGAGGAGGAGGAGGGUGAGGAGGGGGAGGCGGCCGCCGGGGGGGAGGACGCCACCGACGGGGACGCGGGGCAGGGGGGAGACGACCGCGACAUCAACGACGACUUGUCGCUUUACGACGAAGAUGAUGAUGACGAUGACGAUGAAAUCAGUGAAGACGGAGAAAGUGGCGAGUGGCAGGAAUCCAAUAAUAUGGAGAAUCACAGGGCCUCAAGUGAAGAGCGAAGUCAGGCCAGUGCGUCUUCGCAGCAACAGACGAGCGGCGAGGCGGGCGGGCGGCUCGCGGAGAGCACGCCCGACCUCGUGCUCGACCUCCCCGCACGCGGCCCCGCGUCCGCCGGCGCGCCCCCCGCCGUGAGCCCCGCCGUGUGUUCCGCCGUGUGCCCCGCCGAGUGCGCCGCGCCGGCCGCGGCCGAGCCCGACGCCGCCGACACGUUCGCGCACAACCGCGACACGCUGCGCAAGCGGCCGCCGCGCGGGGAGCCGGCGCCGGCGGAGGCCGCGCCCGGCAGCCCGGUGCCGGCGCGCAACACGGCGCGCGUGGCCGCCAAGUUCGCGGAGCUCACGCUCACCGGCGGCUCGCUCAAGCCCGCGCUGGCCGCCAAGCCCGCGCUGCUGCGCCGCCCCACGCCGCACCCGCAGCACGCGCGGCCCCCCGCCGCCCCCGCACACGCCCCCGUCGCCCCCGCCGCGUCCGCCGCGCCCGCGCACGACUCCACGGGCUGACCGGGAUAAUACGUUACGCACUGAACGUAUAUUUUUGUAAAACUCUGAUGAGAUGUAUAUUUUAGGAUUCGUUUACGAAUGUCGGUGUAAUCUGAUAUUGUAACGGUGCAUGAUAUUAUAUUUAAGUAAGCUGACGGGACUCGCGUCGAUGUGAAGGAUGGAGACGAAAUUCGUAAAGUCCACAUAUAUUUUUUAAUAAUGUACUCUGCCACCGGAAUUUUACUGAACCCCGAAGUAAAAGUAGACAAUUAUCUUUGUCACUGUAACAAGGAUAUAUUUUUAACAAUAUAUUUUUUAUAAGUGAUUUCUGUAAAUCUAUAAUCAACUUAUUUUAAUAAAAUAAAAUAUCAGUGCCGGUGUUUAUAAUUGUUCGAUUCAGUCAGGGCACUGACGAGGUUAGUCUUAAUAUUAUUGCGUAUUCUUUAUAAUGCCCAUUGAUGAAGCAUAUCACUCACGCCAGCCUCAACACCUGACAAUUAGUCUGAACUCACGUCAAGUUCAGACUGAUUGUCAGGUUUUGAGGCUAGUUAAUCGAUCGCCAUAAGAAUCGUAGAAAACCAUACAAUAUAUUUCAAUCAUUUAUUUUUGACAUUGAAUUCUAUAAAUUAUGAAAAAUACGGAGACUUACAAAGUAAGUUAAUGAAUAACUUUAAAGUAUGACAAUGCCCCAAUUUAAAAUGAUUACUUUUGCAGUCGACGCUCAGCAAGUGGUCCAACAGAGGGGCGCAUCAUUAACGUGUGGCUUUGAGUUCUGAGGCGUGUGUGUGUUGGUGCGUGCUGUCGUGUGCUCAUGACGCGUUAUUACUAGUAAAGAGGCUCAACCGUGCUCGAUGUAGGAGUCCGCCCGAGUUGUAUGUAAUGUACUAUAAAUAACAAGGUUUUCACGUGCAAGUACGUUUUAUUGUGACGAUUCUGCCGCGUUUUCACGGUCGUUGCCAGGACUUACUGUCCUUAUAAUGUUGAGCGCCGUCAGCUCGACGGAAUGUUCGCCCACCGGCUUAUUAUUAUUUUUCUUCAACACCCGUGACAAAACACACUACCGCGUCCCUAUUCUGUAGUGUGAUGUUCAAACAAGGCGCGCGUUAAAACCUUUGCCAUUUAUAGUGUUUAUAACGCAACGCAAAGUGUAGAUUGUAUGUAUUGUUACAUGAAGCCGCCGCAUGGUGCUAGCGAGCCGGCGUAUUUCUAUGGCGCGGCUUGUCUGUCUGUCUGUAUGUCGGCUCUCCGACUUGUGAUAUUGUAAUCUCGAAUGUGCUGUAUGUACCUCCUGUAAUGUCGUACACAAUAAACCAGUAUUAUUGAA